CGCUACUGCAACGUGCCGUCUUGCUUCUUCACAACGGACUUCCGGCCGCUGGCGCAUACCGUCGCAAACGUCAUCACUCGACAGCUCAAACCAGCAUGCGCUAAGUCUGGUGUGCACCUCGACACUCUUCCGACUGGCUAUAUCGCCAGAAAGCUCUGCGUAUAGUUCGAGCACAGUGCAGGGCACAUCACUACUACGCCAUGGCCUCUAAGCGGCAAGGCACAACCUCGAGGCCUCGUCGCGACUCGGCGAGCGCUACAGGUUCCCAUUCUACCGUCAACGAUCGAAUGCGAGUCACCAAACCUGGAUCCCGACCGUCCCCGAAUAAGCCCACCGAUGGCCUCCGAUCUAAGACUCGAUCUUCGACCCGCUCCCACAUUCAGUCAUACGUUGGCAUGGAAAGCUCUGAUGAGGAAGACUCCGUCGUGGACGAAUCCGAAGAUUUUGAGGAAUCAACCCGUACCUCACGCAAGAGUCCCCGAAAGACGCCGACCAAGGCUAGCGACGGAAGAGGGGCUAGGAGGGCCGGCACCAAACGCAAGUCGACCACAACCGCGCGAGACUCUACCCCCAAGAGAGGCCGAGGUCGACCUCGCAAAGUGGAGGCUUCACUGCGGAAAGCCAAGCAUGACUCCUCAGACGAGUCCGACGACAAUGGGUCCGAAGACGAACUCUCAAAUGCCAAAACUGCUCCCAAGACCACUCCGGCUAAGCCGCGUGGAAGGCCUCCGAAGAAUAAGACGGAUGUCGAGAUGAACAACGCAACCUCUGUCAUCAUACCAAACUGGCUCGACCCUCAAAUCGCGCAUUCAAUCUGGGUCCAAAUAUUUCAAUUCGUGGCGACUUCAGGCGAUGAGCAAGAUACAUUAGACGUCAACUGGAUUCUCCAUACGGCUAGGGCGUGUAGACAAUUCGCUGAUCCGGCAUUGACCGUUCUCUACAAGUGUCCACCGAUACGGGACGAGACCAAAGCUUAUGGGCUCGCGGAACUACUCGAGAAGCCGCCAUCGCAGACCGCUUUCAACUAUAGAGCGAAAAUCGAGGCCCUUCACAUCGAUGUGAGACUGGUGUCUUUACGAGGUCUUACAUCGCCACUGAAGCUGAUGCAGAACUUGCCACGUCUCAAAGAGGUCCUGCUCGUGCAUGGAUAUGACCAGGCCCCUUUCCGAAAGCUAAAGGAAUCCAUCAAGUGGACUUACCCUGACGAGCUAUUUCAAGCAUUCGAGGUGUCGCCUACCGCAGAUGCAGAGGCUGGGGAGAAGACUGCGAUAACACGACUCCGAAGCUGGCAGUGGAGCUCUCGGCUGAUGAACAAGAACUGGGAGGCUAGCCUUGCGAGGCUUCAAGAAGUUCAUCAGAUGCCGAGCUUCGUCUCUUUACGGAAACUCAAGUUCGUAAACUACCAGAUGCCGUCCAUCAGACUGGACAAAGACCCCGAGACCAAUCCCGAAUUGCUGGCUGAAGAUCAGAAGUCUGUGAGCCUGCUUGCGAACUCUAUCCUGGCUCUUCCCAAUCUCGAAGAUCUGGUUUUUGAAUCCUCGACAAUUAUUACUACGUCCCUGUUUCCCUUGCUCCCAGCAAAGCUGAAACGCCUAGAGCUAGUGAAUUGCGCCGAAGUCAUUGCCGACGAUUUCAGCUUGUUUCUGGUCACGAAGGGACAUCAGUUGCAGUCGCUUGUGUUGAAUCACAACCGCUCACUGAACCUUUCCUUCCUCACGGUGCUGGGAACUGCCUGUCCGCAUCUUAAGGAGCUGCGUAUGAACCUGCAGUACUUCAGCUUGUUGGAGUCGAGCAACGAUCGACUUCCCUCUUAUGACACACUAUUGCUCCCGAACGAGGUUCCUAGCUGGCCAGCAUCUUUGCAGGUGGUUCAUUUAGAGAAUCUCCGCCACUGGAGCUCUGGCGCAGCUGAUACUGCGGCAGCCGAAGCCUUUCUUCAAUCAUUGAUUGAUGGCGCUAAAGACCUGCCGGAUCUCAGACACAUCUCGAUCAAGGCAAUGCUCAGCAUUUCCUGGCGAUCACGAGUCGAGCUCCGCAAGUCGUGGCAGGAAAAGUUUGAGAAGAUCUUCCUCCGACAAAGCCCCGACCCAAGGCCACAUUUCACCCUGCAGAAACCGCUACCCGUCGAGCCAUCUCCCCUGGUCGUUUCGAAGCGAAAGUCCAAGAAACCUGCCGCAGAACCAUCUCGGCGGAGCAAACGAGUUGUGCCCUAUGCCUCGGGUACCUCUUCUCGCGCUAGUAGCACGUCGAGGGGGCUUCGUGGCCAGCUGCAGAAGCCUAAGUCGUACGCGGAGCCCGACAGCGAUGAAUUCGACUCUGAUAGCGAUGUCGAAAUGGAGGAGCGAUCAGAAGAUUCUAACCAAGGCGAGACCGACGAAGCCGCCGAGGGAGCAGUGGCAGACACAUUCGUUCAAGGCAUGUGCAACGUCGUUGAUAUCCACAUCGACAACCAAAAACCUCGGGAGCACCAGUACAGCAUGGAUGACUUCCUGAACGACGAACGAGACUUUGAGGUCGAUGACGAAUGGGAUAGCGAUAUGGAUUACGAGUAGGAUUGAUUGUCUAUUCGCUUCCCUUUGUCUGCGAGAGAUACUCGCUUGAACUUUGUCAUUUUGGCUUUCGCAGAGAAGCACCAAAGACGAGGCGAUUUCCCUCGCAUAUUGUGUAAUAUUACAACUUAGCCAACUUCUAUACGCACGCGUCCAUGGCUCGAGGCCAUGGGAGAUGAGACGGCGGAGUGGGCAAUGGUUUGGCUUCGGAACAUAGGGAAGGGCUUGCUUGAGAGCAACUCACUUGGUCGGCCAACAAGGGUUUAUAGAAAACGAAUAUGGAUUAUGAACUGAUGGAUUGGACUGAAGAGCCAGAAGGAAGGCUGGUUCGAGGCACUACUGCAACCAAGGUAACCUACCAAACUGAGAGGUAGGCAUCUCAGACUAUAGCUUCUCCUGUAUCCUACGGUACAGAUGAGGAAGCAAUAGAUAGUUGCUCAAUGAUAAAGAAAUGUUUCAUCAAUG
Messenger RNA from Colletotrichum phormii, 3014 nucleotides. RefSeq lists its product as uncharacterized. Bases 201 to 2552 code for a protein of 783 amino acids. Gene Ontology annotation, cellular component: nucleus; chromatin. Lineage: Eukaryota; Fungi; Ascomycota; Sordariomycetes; Glomerellales; Glomerellaceae. Gene Ontology annotation, biological process: regulation of DNA-templated transcription. Gene Ontology annotation, molecular function: DNA binding. The record is from RefSeq and is a predicted model, not a curated record. The transcript has 2 exons.